Oryza brachyantha (malo sina) is the source of this 663-nucleotide messenger RNA. RefSeq names its product probable kinase CHARK. NCBI's taxonomy places the organism in Eukaryota, Viridiplantae, Streptophyta, Magnoliopsida, Poales, Poaceae. The transcript is spliced from 3 exons. Gene Ontology annotation, cellular component: plasma membrane. Gene Ontology annotation, molecular function: protein kinase activity; ATP binding. The record is from RefSeq and is a predicted model, not a curated record. Gene Ontology annotation, biological process: protein phosphorylation. Bases 1 to 663 code for a protein of 220 amino acids.
AUGGCGGUCGACGUCGAUCCGGCUUGUACCGGGCUGCUGUACGAACAGCUUCAUCGGGUGAUCAUCCACCGUAACAUCUCGUCGUCGGUGAGCCGUUUCAUUGUCCUGACCUUGCGUCUCAACUCCACCGGUGAUGGUGAUGCAUCCGGCAGACCAGAGGAUCGGUGUUCUUGUCCGGAUGGAAUCAUGCCACUCAAAGUGACGAUAAAGAUGCUGGGAGAAAGGCGACACCGGGAAAGAUACAGAUCAUCGGGAACUCUCCUGAUCGGUAAAGUGGACUCCUUCAACUCACGAAAGCUGCUGCUCGAUUCAAAUCGCACCAUCGAUCUGAUGACGAAGCAGCAGCACCUGGGUUCCUGCUGUGCUGCUCUGUACCAAGACAGCAACCGAUGCGUCGUGCACGGGGACAUCAAACCGGCGAACGUGAUGCUCGACGCGUCGCGCGACGCCAAGCUCGGCGACUUCGGCCUCGCGAGGCUCGCCGAGCACGGCGCUGAGCUCCGAACGACGCAGAUCAUCGCGGGGACCCUAGGAUACAUCGACCCGGAGUUCGUGAACAGUCGCAGGCCUAGCACCGAGUCGGACGUGUACAGCUUAGGCGGCCCUCCAUUGCGCAAGCUAUGGAAGCUCUGCGAUCGGAGAGGGCAGAGCUGCCGGUGCUAG